This is a messenger RNA of Aureococcus anophagefferens, 4776 nucleotides long. RefSeq lists its product as hypothetical. Lineage: Eukaryota; Pelagophyceae; Pelagomonadales; Pelagomonadaceae. The coding region runs from base 1 to 4776 and encodes 1591 amino acids. Gene Ontology annotation, molecular function: ATP binding; ATP hydrolysis activity; ABC-type transporter activity. The transcript has 4 exons. The record is from RefSeq and is a predicted model, not a curated record. Gene Ontology annotation, cellular component: membrane.
AUGGUCCUGCGCUGCUCCAUCCUCGCCGCCGUCGUCGCCGCCGCCGUCGACGCGGUCUACAGACGGGAAAAGCUCUACCGGCGGAGCACCUACGCCUUCGCCUUCGACGACCCGGACACGCGCAAGUACGCGCGCUACCUCGCGCGCGACAGCGGCUCGGCCCCGGCGAACUUCUCGGCCGCCGCGUGGGCCGCGGCCUACGGCGCCGCGGCGUCCGCCGUGCGCCGCUGCGACACGCAAGAGAUGACUACGUUGUACGUCGGCCGGAAGGCGUCGGCCUGCGGCAACGGCGCGAACCGGGCCUGCAAGCGCGGCUUCGGCCUCUCGGCGGCCGGCGCGUUCGCCGCGUGCGACGGCGGCCAUUUCUGCGCCGAGGACGCGGUCUGCGCCGUCGCCUGCCCCACGGGCGCGGCCUGCCCCCCGUCCGUCGCCCAGGACGGGGCCUGCGCCUUCCCGAGCGCGCUGGAAAAGACGACGUCGCCGACGAACGGCCUCUGCCCGGGGUCGUCCGCGGUGCACCCGUGCCCGUCCGGCUUCUCGUGCCCCGACGCGACGACGCGCCUCCCGUGCCCGGCGCACCACUUCUGCCCCAAGGGCUCCGCCCGGCCGAAGCGGUGCAGCGCCUUCGCGCGGUGCGCCUCCGAGCGCGCGGCGCGCCAGGACUUCUCCGGCGCGUCGCAGCGCCUCGCGCUCGCGUCGCUGGUGCUCGUCGUCGUCGUCGUCCGCGUGAGCCGCCUGCUCCAGAGCUUCCUCGCCUUUCUCCGGCGGCACCGGUCGCGCAAACGGCGCGCGUUCCGCGCCGCGCCCGUCGCGGACGCGGCGUCGGACGACGACGACGGCGACGACGACGCCUGGGGCGUCAUCGAGGUCGACGGGACGGCGGACCUCGACGCCUACGACGCGCUCGUCGACCCCGUGGACUCCAUGGACGUCGCUUUAGAGGCGGAGGUCUUCGGCGACGACGCGACGGCCUGGGAGGAGUUGCCGCUGGCCGUGCCCGCCAGGGCAGCAAAAGAGAGCGAAAUUCCCAACUUCAAAGGCUCAUAUCUCGGCCGUUUUCCACUCGUGCCCGCGGACGCGCGGUUCGUGCACGGCGUCGUGUCGCGCGGCGCGGCGCCGCGGCCGCGGCCGCCGCCGGAGGACCUCGCGCCGGCGUUUCGCCCGCGCGAGGCCGACGAGCGCGUGGACCUCACGUUCCGCAACCUGGGCCUGCGCCUCGCGUCGGGCGCGCGCGUCCUCGGCGGCGUCGCGGGCGCCGCGAGGAGCGCCGAGCUCACGGCCGUGCUCGGCCCGUCCGGCGCGGGGAAGAGCACGUUCCUGGCCCUGCUGGCGGGCAGGCGCCUCGGGUCGGGCUGGCGCACGGGGUCCGUGCGCGUCAACGGGCGCCGGGGCGGCGUCGAGCGCUGGUGCGCGGACCGGAGCGCCUUCGUGCACCAGGCGGACGCGCUCAAGGCGCGGCUCACGGUCUGGGAGACGCUCUACUUCUCGAGCUGCCUGCGGCUGCCCGCGGCGCACCGGCGGCGGCGGGACCUCGUCGAGGACGUGCUCGAGGCGCUGGACCUGUCGCGGCGGAAGCACGCGCUGCUCGGCGACGGCGCCGCGGCGCGCGGCGUCUCCGGCGGCCAGCGGCGCCGCGUCUCCGUGGGCGUGGAGCUCGUCGCGGAGCCGAGCCUGUUAUUUUUGGACGAACCGACGUCCGGCCUCGACUCGGCGACGGCGCUGCGGCUCGCGAGGACGCUCCACGCGCUCGCGGCCCAGAAGAACGUCGCCGUCGUCGCCGUGCUCCACGCGCCGUCGAGCGCCGCCUUCGCCCUCUUCGACCGGCUCCUCCUGCUCGGCCGGGGCGGCACGGCCUUCGAGGGCAAGCCCGGCGACGCGCUGCCCUACCUGCGGAGCGUGCGGCCAAUCGACGCGUCGCACGCGAACCCGGCGGACGCCGUCGUCGCCGUCGUCGCCGGCGACGACAAGCUCGCGUCGCUCUGGCGGGCGCCCCCGCUUCCGGAGACCCGGGCGCCGCCGCCGCGGCGCCGGCGCGCGCGGCCGGCGUUUCCCGCCGCGGUCCGGAUCCUCGCGAGCCGCUACGCCGUCGAGCGGUCGCGGCGGCUGGGCGAGCUCUUCAGCGACUGCGUCGUCGAGGCGCUCGCGGGCGCGCUCGUCGCGUCGACGUACUCGGAGUACGCCUUCGGGGAUCUGCCGUCGAUGAACUUCAUGACGUCGCUGGGUCUCGUGUUCACGGUCGCGCUCGCGGCGCUGCCCUGCUUCGGCGGCGAGCGCUCCGGCCUCGACCGCGAGGCGUCGCCCGCGGGCGCGGAUCUCGACCUGGCGGCCUAUUUCCUCGCCGUGGACCUCGUGGAAUUGCCGCGGCUCGCCCUGCUAACGGCGGCGUUCCUGUCCGUCUACUACCCGCUGACGGCCCCGCUCACGCGGCCGGUCGUCUUCUUCGGCGUCUGCGCGGCCUGCGCCUACGCCGCGGCGGGCGUCGGCUACCUCGCGUCGACGGUUUUUUUACGGGAGUCGAAGGCGCAGCUCGCGGCGACGGUCUUCGUGCUCGUGGCCUCCAUGUUCGCGGGCGUGGUCCCGACGCUCGACGAUCUGGCUUCCAUGUCGCCCCUUUUGGUGGGGCUGCCCUGGGCGUCGCCGAACCGCUGGCUCUGCGAGGCGCUUUAUGUUUUGCAGGCGCGGCACUUCUCGGACGCGUGGAAGAUGCCCGUGACUUUUAUCGACGACCCGAACCGCCACUCGGCGCUCGCGGGACUUCACGCGUUCCACUACGCGGACGACGGGCUCGUCUUGGACGUGGCGCUUCUACUGGUCAUCGGCGUCGCCUUGCGGCUCGGCGCGCUCGGCGCGCUCUUGGGGCUCCACCGCGAGCGGCGCGACCGCGCGUCGCUGCCCAAGGCGCUGUGCCUGGCCGGGGUCGUGGCGCCGCUCGCGCGGGCCGUCGACGCGCUGGGGCGGACGCCGGCGCUGGCGCUCGCGGUCUUCGGCGUCUUUUGCAUGGUCGCCGCGGGGCUCGUGCCUUCCCGCGCCUCGGCGGCCGGCCGUCGGUCGCCGACGAUGGCCGAGUCGGAGCGGCUCAUGGAGGUCACCGAUGACGACGAGCGGCCGGCGCGGCAAACCCCGAAAAAGAGCCGGUCCGUGGUCCUCGCGGCCGUCGCGGCGACGUGCCUCGUCGGCAUCGCGUCCGUCGGCCUCGCCGCCCGCGGCCGGGCGCCGGAGGCGCUCGACGAGGAGGCGGGCCCGUCGGCGGCGCACGUGGCACGCUUCGCCGACGACGGCCGGCCCGACAUCGUCCUCGUGUUCAUGGACGACGUCGGACUGAACGACCUCUGGCGGUCGACGGACCUCCCGAAGCCGACGGAGAUGUCGAAGCUCGUGCGCGACGGCGUCGAGCUGACGAGCUACUACGGCCAGUCGCUCUGCUCGCCGGCGCGGGCGACGCUCAUGACGGGCAAGUUCGCCCACAAGAUCGGCUUCAGCGACCAGCAGGGCGGCGUCCGCGAGGUCACGGCCUACUCGAACUUCUCCGUGCCCCUGGGCCACGACAUGCUGCCCCAGGGCAUGAAGCGCCUGGGCUACCAGACCCACGCCAUCGGCAAGUGGAACAUCGGCCACUGCAACGUCAAGUACAUGCCGUGGCAGCGCGGCUUCGACACGUUCGUCGGCUACUUCACGGACGGCAUCGGCUACACGGACCACGUCUCGGACACGGCGAACACCUACACCGUCAACGACGGCGGCCUCGCGUUCAACGGCUCCGAGUACGAGGGCACGUACACGACCGCGCUCUUCACGGAGCGCGCGGAGAAGGUGCUCCACGACGCCCCCGAGGACGCGCCCCUGUUCAUGUGGCUCGCCUACCACGGCAUGCACGACAACGACGGCGUCACGGACGCGGACACGUGCGCGCAGACGGGCGACGACGACGACGACGCGAUCUUCAUGGAGCGGGGCCACCUGCCCUUCGCGCGCUUCAACUUUGGCUGCGGGCUGCGCGCCAUCGACCGGGGCGUGGGCCAGGUGCGGACGGCGCUCGACGACCGCGCGCGGGACUACGUGCUCGUCGUGACCUCGGACAACGGCGGCUUCGCGUGCGGCUACCACUGCCAGGGCUCCAACUACCCCUACCGGGGCGCCAAGUUCUACGAGUUCGAGGGCGGGUUGCGGCUGCCCGGCGUCGUCUACUCGCCGAGCCGCGUCCCCGCGCGGCGCCGCGGCGCGGCCUACGACGGUCUGAUGCACCACGUGGACUGGUUCGGAACCUUCGUCCACCUCGGCGGCGGCGACGUCGCGGCGCUGACGACCUUCGACAGCUCCUUCGACACGAUGAACCACUGGCCCCAGAUCGCCGGGAGCGCCGGCGCCGGGUCCGCGGGGAGAGAGACCAUCAUCUUCGCGGCGUCCGACUCGACCGCGUCGAUCCGCUCGGGCGCCUACAAGUACACGUACAACGCCGUGAACGUGACCUGGUUCAUGCCGUCCUUCAACGGGACCAUCGACUCGGACCCGGCCCGCUGCGACGGGUCGUCGCCGGCGACGCAGCUCUUCGACGUCAAGGAGGACCCGCGCGAGGAGAUCGACCUCGCGACGGACCCGGACUACAAAACGGUCCUCGAGGACAUGAACGCGCUCUGGGAGGACGCCCUCGGCCACUUCUGGGUGCCCACGUUCCCCUUCGCGAGCGACGACGCGCUCGAGGCGCCCCAGGUCGCGUUCCAUCAGGCGGGCGGCUACGUGACCCACUGGGGGUGCACGCCUUCGGAGCGGGACGAGUGA